Scutellospora calospora is the source of this 172-nucleotide messenger RNA. The record is from the annotation of a GenBank genome assembly. NCBI's taxonomy places the organism in Eukaryota, Fungi, Glomeromycota, Glomeromycetes, Diversisporales, Gigasporaceae.
UAUCAAAGCAGAAUUGCUAAAAAGACCUGCUGUAUUUGGGUUUAAGGUCAAAAACAAUAACCUCGUGAAUAAAAGUAAACCUAAAAGCAAAAAGAGUUAUAAGCCAAAAAAAUUAGGUGUAAAUAGGAUUGAUUAUAAAAAGAAAAAAAGAGAAACUUCAGAAGAGAAGUAG